Chara braunii is the source of this 1856-nucleotide messenger RNA. The record is from the annotation of a GenBank genome assembly. NCBI's taxonomy places the organism in Eukaryota, Viridiplantae, Streptophyta, Charophyceae, Charales, Characeae.
AGAUGUUGAGAAUGAGGUUCGUCUAUGCAAGCCGCGAAGGAAAGGACGUAAGCCGGUUGCGCCAUCCUUUUGUAUUUCUUCGAUUUUGAAUAAUUACAAUUGCCACAAACGCGACGACAAGAAGGAGAAAGGGAGAAGGAAAUGGCGAGCAUGGAUGGUAUGGAAAAUAUUACGGUGCUCGACUUUCGCACGGCCUUUCAGGGGAGCGUAUUUGAGAAGUAUCACAUUGUUCCGCUGCAGGUCGCUUCUCUAGACACCACUUAUCUAAGUCGAAUGUGCUUCGACUUCCUCGUCCUCAAAAUGAAGCCAUAUGAUGAUGGCGCUGUUCACCAGGACCAUGCGGAAUGCUUAGCUGAUCGGCUGAAGCACUGGGGAGCUGGCGAAUUGGAUUGCCACACAUUCGUCAAGCAUGCUCUUGAGUUUUUCAAAGAGUAUACGGACAACCUGUUUCACGACUUUUGCGAGCAGACAGGUAUGCCAUGGGUUGAAGACCCCAAUGAUGUUCCUUUCCAGUUGGAGGACGAACUGCAACCCUCAGAUUUCUAUGAGGGCUUGCACCACUUCCUCAUUCAGAACCAUACUUCAGAGAUGCUGGAGAUUUGUUUUGCUCGUUGCGGAAUGGACUUGAGACGUGAGAGUGAUAAUGAUAUUGUCAGGAGACUGUACGGCUAUGGCAGACGGAUGCGGGGAGCCACUUAUGGCGACAGCAAGUUAUCAUGGUGUCUUUUCAUGAUUCUACACCAGAUCGAUUUCGAUCUCGUUGGCUUGGAUGGUCAGCAUUUCCCUCUGCGAAUGUUGUUGUUGGAGGAGGAGCCUUGGUGCGCUGACGUAAUGGAUCGGGAAACUGGAGCCCUGAUUGCAGAUGCCAUCAAUCUAGCUGAAGGCGGGGCCUUCCGCUGGAGUCAUCGAACGGAAGUUCGAUCGAAAUCCAUGGAGGCUGUUGAGCAACGUUACAAGCCUCAUGGAGACAUCCUUACGCUCCCGAACCGAGUAUGUCGCUGUGAUGAAUUGCCUCCGCAAGAAGUGUUCGAUGUAAGCUUUUCCGAGCACGGCCAUGCUCCGAGUAGGACACUGCUUUCUGAACUCACUCCUGAACAGUUGAAAUCUGUGAAAGACCUUAAGAGAGCCUCGUUCUGCCGUCGUAACUGCAUCGUCUAUUCUACCCAUUCAGAGUUUGAACAUGUGAUUCCCAUCGCUGCUAACUUGGGGCCGGUGUGUCGUCAAGCGCGCAAGGACGACGAAGGGUUCGACGAAGUUGUGGCUGAGUACCGCCUUCAACCAUCUUUGCAGAAAGAUGUGGUGGAUUUCCAAUGCAACCACUUUAGACGAAUCCUCAAGGGCACAAUUUGGCAGAAUCUACCGCAGGACUUGGUCAUACGCAUCGUCCAGUUACUGCCACGGCAAUGUACUAUAAGUCGGUGUAACAGUUGGGAAUGAAACCUUGCCGGCACAUGAUCAUAGCUAAAGAUGUGCGCAGGACGCCAACACAGCACAGUUGCUUCUUCUUCUUCUUCUUCUUCUUCUUCUUCUUCUUCCUCUGAGAUGCUGCUGUCAGGGUGGUAUGUAUACUACCAUCUUUACCCGAAUAGAAUGCCCGGUAAUUAAAGCUGUAUUUGGCACAACUUUUGGUCCAGAUGCAGGGAUAAUGACCGGCGUUCUAUUCGGGUGAAGACAGGAGUACCUCAGCGUUCCCAAUGAAACUGUGCCUCCAGGCCGUGCACAAGACAGCUGCUAAGGUUCUGCGCAAGGCGCCUACAGCGCGGUUUGCCCCUUCUUCUUCUUCUUCCUCUGAGCUGCUGUUGUCAGGGUGGCUUGUAUACUAAGGUCAGUGUUCCUAAUGAAACUUUACCUGCACA